ACCCCGGCUUUGGUCAGCGUCAGGAGGUGGAGCAGGUCUGGAGAGGGAGGUUGUGGUGGUGGAAGAGGAUCGGCGGCUGAUGGCGGCUCAGGCUCGGAAGCCUCUCUAACAUUCCCUUCUGCCCGGGAGCUCCUCGAAUCCUGGCAAACCUCAGGUGGAGAGGCUAACAGACAUCCAGCCUGGUGUUCUACCACAGUAGCUUCCAGAUUCACAAUGACAUCCUUUCAAGAAGUCCCAUUGCAGACUUCCAACUUUGCCCAUGUCAUCUUUCAGAAUGUGGCCAAGAGUUACCUUCCUAAUGCACACUUGGAAUGUCAUUACACCUUAACUCCAUAUAUCCAUCCACAUCCGAAAGAUUGGGUUGGUAUAUUCAAGGUUGGAUGGAGUACUGCUCGUGAUUAUUACACGUUUUUAUGGUCCCCUAUGCCUGAACAUUAUGUAGAAGGAUCAACAGUUAAUUGUGUGUUAGCAUUUCAAGGAUACUACCUUCCAAAUGAUGAUGGAGAAUUUUAUCAAUUCUGUUAUGUUACCCAUAAGGGUGAAAUUCGUGGUGCAAGUACACCUUUUCAGUUUCGAGCUUCUUCUCCAGUUGAAGAGUUGCUUACUAUGGAAGAUGAAGGAAAUUCUGACAUGUUAGUGGUGACCACAAAAGCUGGCCUUCUUGAGUUGAAAAUUGAGAAAACCAUGAAAGAGAAAGAAGAACUGUUACAGUUAAUUGCUGUUCUGGAAAAAGAAACUACACAACUUCGAGAACAAGUUGGAAGAAUGGAAAAAGAACUUAACCAUGAAAAAGAAAGAUGUGACCAACUGCAAGUGGAGCAAAAGGGUCUUAUUGAAGUCUCACAAGGUUUAAAAAUGGAAAAUGAAGAAUUUAAAAAGAGAUACAAUGAUGCUACAUCCAAAGCUCUCCAGCUUGAGGAGGACAUUGUGUCAGUGACACACAAAGCAAUUGAAAAAGAAACUGAAUUAGACAGUCUGAAGGACAAACUCAGGAAGGCACAAUAUGAAAGAGAACAACUAGAAUGUCAAAUGAAGACAGAAAAGGAUGAGAAGGAACUUUAUAAGGUACAUUUGAAGAAUACAGAAAUAGAAAAUACCAAGCUUGUGUCAGAGGUCCAGACUUUAAAGAAUUUAGAUGGGAACAAAGAAAGCAUGAUUACUCAUUUCAAAGAAGAAAUUAGUAGACUGCAGUUCUGUUUGGCUGAAAAGGAGAAUCUGCAGAGGGCUUUCUUGCUUACAACCUCAAGUAAGGAAGAUACAUUUUUUUUAAAGGAGCAACUUCGUAAAGCAGAGGAACAGGUUCAGGCAACUCGGCAAGAAGCUGCCUUUCUGGCUAAAGAACUUAGUGAUGCUGUAAAUGUGCGGGAUAAAACAAUGGCAGAUCUACAUACUGUACGCUUGGAAAAUGAGAAAGUAAAAAAGCAAUUAGCUGAUGCAGUGGCAGAACUUAAACUAAGUGCUGUGAAAAAAGACCAGGAAAAGACUGAUACACUGGAACAUGAGUUGAGAAGAGAAGUUGAAGAUCUGAAACUUCGUCUUCAGAUGGCAGCAGAUCAUUAUAAAGAAAAAUUCAAGGAAUGCCAGAGGCUCCAAAAACAAAUAAAUAAACUUUCAGACCAGUCAGCUAAUAACAAUAGUGUCUUGACCAAGAAAAUUGGAAGUCAGCAGAAAGUGAACGAUGCCUCAAUAAACACAGACCCAGCUACUGCAGCCUCUACUGUAGAUGUAAAGCCAUCAGCUUCUGCAGCUGAGACAGAUUUUGACAAUCUAACUAAGGGGCAAGUCUCUGAAAUGACCAAAGAAAUUGCUGACCAAACAGAAAAGUAUAAUAAAUGUAAACAACUCUUGCAGGAUGAGAAAAAGAAAUGCAAUAAAUAUGCUGAUGAACUUGCAAAAAUGGAACUGAAAUGGAAAGAACAAGUGAAAAUUGCUGAAAAUGUAAAACUAGAACUAGCUGAAGUAGAGGACAAUUACAAACUUCAGUUGGCAGAGAAAGACAAAGAAAUAAAUGGUCUAACUUCACAUUUGGAAAAUCUCUCCAGGGAGAAGGAACUUAAAAGGAGUAUAGAAAAUAAAGCAGAAAGGAAAAUGGAAGGUCAGAAUACCCAGAGUCCUCAACAGAUCUCACAGCAUCGCAACACUAGCUCAGAGCAAAAUGGUCAUGUUCCUGCAGUGCCAAAUACACAACCAGUUCUGCAGUAUGGUAAUCCUUAUGCGACACAGGAAACAAGAGAUGGCGCAGAUGGCGCUUUUUACCCAGAUGAAAUCCAAAGGCCGCCUGUGAGAGUGCCCUCCUGGGGACUGGGAGAUAACGUUGUCUGCAGCCAGCCUGCUCGAAACCUUAGUCGGCCUGAUGGUUUAGAAGACCCUGAGGAUAGUAAAGAAGAGGAGAAUGUGCCCACUGCUCCUGAUCCCCCAAGUCAGCAUUUACAUGGGCAUGGAACAGGCUUUUGCUUUGAUCCCAGCUUUGAUGUUCAGAAGAAAUGUCCACUUUGUGAAUUAAUGUUUCCUCCCAACUAUGAUCAGAGCAAAUUUGAAGAGCAUGUUGAAAGUCACUGGAAGGUGUGCCCAAUGUGCAGUGAGCAGUUCCCUCCUGACUAUGACCAACAGGGGUUUGAAAGGCAUGUACAGACCCAUUUUGAUCAGAAUGUUUUAAAUUUUGAGUAACUUUAUUAGGAAUAAUACAGUUUAGAAAAAAAAAUGUACCCCCUCAAAUAGACCACUAAGGAGACCACAAGGUGUCACUUCCAUGCACCCUUCACCACACUUUGCUGACCAAGAGCUACUGUUGAGUUUGGUGUUACAGGGUCAGGUCUUUGGCUUAUCAAUCAAUAUGAUUUUAACCUCUGUUAAUCUUACCUGCUUAAGAAGUUCUUGUGUGUUUAUAUCUUUAUUUAUUCCCCCUUUUGCAAAAUUAUAUGAAAAAAGGAAACAGGAAUUAGUUUGUUACCGCACUAAAAAAUACACAUGUAUAGUGUGUUAUGUAGCAGAAUAUUUACAAGUUUUUGUUGACCUUGUUGAUGGAGCAUGAUUACUAAAAAUUAUGUAAUAAAAUGAAUUUAUCAUAACAGCCCUGCAAAGUAAUUCUUUGAACAAACUUCCAUAAUUUAGUCUAUGAAAUGGUGUUUUUUUUUUUUUUCUUAAAACCCUUUAGAAAGGAAGCUGCAUGUAGAAUGAGAUCAUGUGCUUGCAAGGUAGGAAAUAGCCUUUUUAUAGUUGAAAUCUUUGCUUUAGGAAUUAAUAGAAGGCAUAUUUUGCUAAUUUCAUGACUAAAAUUUUUUAGAAUAACCCGAAUGAUCACUUCUAAGCCAUCUUAAAGUUAUAUUUCUAUCUGGGGAAAUGGAACAAGGUAUGUCAGUGUAAUAGUUUAAUAUUAAAUCAUAUACUAAACAGUGGUGUUUGUGUCAUAAGAUCACAGAAAAUGUAUUCUUUGUCUUUUUUAUUUUCUUGGUAAGAAAUAUAACUUAAUGUUUAGUGAUUAAAUACGUAAUGCAUAAACCCAAAUCAGAUUAACGUGUUACCUCUCUGCUGUGUGCUCACUAACGUUGAAGAGGACACAUUUUUAGAGGUGUGUAAUUUGUCAGGUUUGUGAUAAUUUUUCAUUAAAUCUAGCAUCUUGAAUGUC
Camelus dromedarius (Arabian camel) is the source of this 3625-nucleotide messenger RNA. It is a transcript of the gene TAX1BP1, whose product is annotated as Tax1 binding protein 1. The transcript has 19 exons. Lineage: Eukaryota; Metazoa; Chordata; Mammalia; Artiodactyla; Camelidae. Gene Ontology annotation, biological process: negative regulation of apoptotic process. The record is from RefSeq and is a predicted model, not a curated record. Bases 214 to 2667 code for a protein of 817 amino acids.